CAUUUGCACUCCUUCAAAACAACGCAAUCUUUUGAAACUUUGGCAAAGCGUAAGGUCUACAAAACUUAGUUCACUCUGUUCGUAACAGAUUUUAGUUUUGGGAACAGAAAAUUGUAUUGAGAUAAAAUGUAAUCCAUCUCGUUACAUCUUCUCCGACUGCAGAGUGGACUAAGUUUUGUAGUGAGUGGAAAAGCCAAGGGAAUGCAUUUUUGUCUCAUUGUUCUAUCUGUGAAAUUAAAUGACACGUGUCGAUCAAGAAUAGGCCUAUAAGCGUUCUGAGCUUUGAUCAAUGCUGGGAAUAAUAUUUAGAUGUUGAUCCGUAAUGUAUUUAUUGAUUGUGUAUAAAAUAUAUAAACAGGCUAUAUAUAGUUUUUAUUUUAUUUUUACAAAUGAGGAAAAAUGACCGAGGUCCGGAUCUCGUACUCAUAUGUAGUUACAGCUCUGUGUGUGCAGGUUAUGCUUUUAAUAUGACUGAAGGCUCUACUACCGACUGAAGCGAUGCGCUCGCCUUCAACCACCAAUUUCACGGCGCUGUUUGUUUGCGCAUGGCCAGUCGCUCUCGAGGUCUUUCCGUCUCACUCGCAACCGGCAUCUUUGUACAAAAAAAAUCUUAUCACUGGUGCAUCAACACCUGGGGUGUUCAGCAAAAUAAUUAAGGGUGGCAUAAUUUAACGACAUGAGCAGAUCCACUGAAUGUCCAUGGAGUCUGUGAAAUCCGUAGAGCUCCAUGAAUUGGGGGAUGGGGACAAGCGCGCUGCCUGCGAGGCCGCUACAACUCCGGGACAAGGUCCUCGGACAGCGCCCAAAGCUGGAAUCGAGAACACGUCAUAUCAGGAAGAAGAGCACGAGAUGAGGUUCAGUGACCCAGCCAGCUCGAGUGUUCAUCGGUCCAUGUCUAAUGAUAGGGGUUACCAGACACAACCCCAGCCUUUCCAGCGAAAUGAGCUGUCACCCCGGUCUGAGGAGGGCCAUGUGACUGACUUCAAUGACCAUUCUGUCGACUAUGGGUUCAUAUCUGCCCUGGUGUUCUUGGUGGGUGGAAUAGUACUGGUAAUCAUUGCCUAUACCAUCCCCAGAGAGGCUAAGGUCAACCCAGACCUGGUGUCAGCUCGUCAGAUGGAGAAACUGGAGAUGUACUACGCACAACUGGGCUCGCACCUCGACAAGUGUAUCAUAGCAGGCCUGGGACUGUUGACUCUCGGGGGAAUGCUCUUGUCCAUCUUGCUAAUGGUGUCCAUAUGCAAAGGUGAGCUGUACCGCCAGAGGACUUUUGUCCAACCCAGGAAGACGUACGGGUCGAUUCACCUGCGGAUGAGACAGUUGGGCGAGGGGGCAGAAUCUAUUGUUGAAUGUGAACCUAGUCACACUGGCACCACAGCUCCAGCCAUAAGUACAGAUGGAACACAGAUGUCCAGUGGGACCCAACAGGAGUAGCACAAUCUGAGCACAUUUCUAUCCACAGACUAUGUGAAGGGUUGUAAUCAUUGCUUGAGGGGCUUUGUGAAAAGUGAAGCAAGCAAGGUAAGCUGAAUGUGGUUAAGACUAAGAGCACAUCUGGAACUACACAUCAUGUAUUGUUGGAUGUAGGAUCAAAUCAGAGACUGAGAUGGAACUGAAAAGCACAAUGGGCCCCUUUGAGGAACUCAUUGUAUGGGCUAACUUGACAUGCUGUAAACAGAUGGCUAUCAGCAUCUUUUCAAGACUUGAAUAUAUGUCUGGAUACUAUAUUUAUCACAUUGUUAAUGAACAAAACAUGUACAAUAUGUAUAGGCCUACAAAUGCUGUUGUUGUUAUUGUUAUCAUGUAAGGAUACAAUGCCUUAAAAAGUUAGUCACUGUAAAUUGUGUACACAUAUGCUAACAUUCUAAGCUCAUGUGAGCCAAUAAGCCAAGUUAAAUAUGUAGCAACUCACUGGAGCCACUUAACCUGUUGGUUGUUAUUAUAACGGGGUCUUGGCAAGAAUAUACAGCAGCACAAACAAUAACAUCGAAGCAAGUGAAAUGUUAGAUAUGCAUCAGAGGCUUUGGGCCAGGUUUUUGAUGAAUUUAAGAAAACAACAGAUUAUUUUAUUUCAUAAUGAUGUAGAAAUAUAUAUACCAAAUGUGGAGAACCGGCAACAACUUUUCCUCCAAAACAUGUUAAGGAGAAUGUCCACACACACAUACCAUCAUGCAAGGUCUUGACCAAAGAAAUGGGGUCAUAAUUAUAUACUAUAAUUGUCCCAGUUGUUUGCUACAAAUUUAGCCUUUAUCUUUAAAAAUACAUUAGAGCCAUUUGGUAACAUAUAUCAUAUAUCAUAGAAGUCCUUAUGAAACUUUGCAAUGGAAUAAUGGAGCUGGAAGAAUAAAACUCUCUCUUUCUCUCUCCCCCCUCUCUCUUUUCAAAUCAGCAUGUUAAACAGCAGCAGCACAAUAUUUAUUUAUUAUAAAUAUCAAACAUUCAUGAUAAUGAAAUAUAUCGCCUCCAGAUAACAGUUAUUAUCCAAAUGAUAUAUUACUACAGACCAUAUUAUUUAAUGCAAACCAAAGGCCUUUUCAAAUGAUUUAAUGGAGAAAGCUAAUCACUUAUAAAGAAAGUGGUAAGAACAAAGUACUAGUAUACAGAUGAUGAUUUUCUUACCAUCUGGUGAUGCAUUACAUAUAGAGCAACUGAAUGAGACAAUUUAUAAAGCUCAGAAAGCAUAUUAAUGAUUUAAAGCUAAGGCUCCUUUAACAUCAACUGAGGCUAAGGAUUUGGCAAUUUGUCUUCUCUUACAAUUCAACUGCGAAGUUGAUAUCCAUUCAGUGUAUGUAAUAAAUGUAAUAGCCCAACAUAAAAACACAUCUAAAUCAGAGUGUAUUAGUCACAUGCACAGGGUUAGAUGUGUUUGCAGGGUACAUUGAUAUUCGUAUGCUCAGAGCUCCAACAAUGCAGGUCAAAGAGAAGUGAGUGAAACAAUAAUAACAAAUAUAAAUAAUACUAAGUAAAAUAAUAUAUAAUAAUCAAAUAAUUCAAAUGCUGUGUUGUAUACUCAUUGUUGGUCUAUAUUGGCAAGUGCACUUUUGGAACGGAGGAGCACAUUUUCCUGGAAGAAAUUACAAAUAUCUGGCUUACUGCUAUUAGCCAUAAAUACUGUAAGUUAUGUAAAGGUGGCCAUUGUUUUAAUUUUGAAUCAUGGAGUUAAUAUUAUAUUCACAACAAAUAUAGACAAUAUAUCAGAGAAUUAAGUUUACAGAUAUUUAACAACUAUUUAUAUACAGUAUAUAUACAGAACCAUUGUUGGAUCAAUGUAUCGUAGAAAAUAUUUGACCUCCACAAUUGCUGCUGUUCACGUCAUAGGCCUACUCAUAAGUAUUGUACAUUGAUGAAACUUGCAGAGUAAUCUAGCCGUAGAUAUCAGUUCAAGGUUUUAGGCGGCUUUUUCUUAUAAUGGUGUUUUCAACAAUCAAUAAAGUGUCUGUCUAUAGGUUAUGACCAAGAGUAAUGUUGCAUUGGUUGUUAUUCAAACUGUUAAAUAGAGAGGAUCCGUUGAAUGUCCAUAUUAAUCUGAUUGUGUUUGAUGAAUGUUAGGUAAUGUUGUAUUACUACAGAGAUGUUGGACUCAUAAAGGCCCUGCUAGUCUAAGUUUUCAGUUAUUACACGUGAAUACAUACAUUUCACAUAUGCACAACUGGAAUACACUUCAAUACCUUCUCACUUAGUUUGGGUACCAGUCUGUUUUUGCCGUCAUGCCACUCUUUGCCGCUCUUUGUCAUGCCAAAGACGACAAUGAGUUGACAUGAUAGCACCAACAUGAUCUGGGACUAGGCUACUUCUCACUCAAAAAGGUGAACAACUGUGGCAUCACAAUAAUGCUCACAGUAUUCAUAUUAUGGUUGAUGCAAUACUGAUGUAUGUUGACAUUUGACGAUUGAAUGACGGUUAGCAUGAUAUCUUCACAUUUUACACACAAAAACCACACAAGAACUUAUGUUGUCACAAUUACAGUUGAAGUUGGAAGUUUACAUACACCUUCGCCAAAUACAUUUAAACUCAGUUUUUCACAAUUCCUGACAUUUAAUCCUAGUCAAAAUUCCCUGUCUUAGGUCAGUUAG
Molecule: messenger RNA, 4073 nt
Organism: Oncorhynchus mykiss (rainbow trout)
Lineage: Eukaryota; Metazoa; Chordata; Actinopteri; Salmoniformes; Salmonidae
Product: transmembrane protein 74B
Source: RefSeq, a predicted model, not a curated record